Malaya genurostris is the source of this 1103-nucleotide messenger RNA. RefSeq lists its product as uncharacterized. The transcript is spliced from 2 exons. The coding region runs from base 181 to 1029 and encodes 282 amino acids. Gene Ontology annotation, molecular function: DNA binding. The record is from RefSeq and is a predicted model, not a curated record. Lineage: Eukaryota; Metazoa; Arthropoda; Insecta; Diptera; Culicidae.
CGCGACGUUCGUUUUCUACCGCACAUAAAAUAACGCUGUCAGCCGCUGAAGUCGACGGACGCAGCUCGGUGCAAUUGGUGAAUGAAAAAUUGCCAUUUUUUUCUCAUUACUUCAAUUUUGACAGUACCUACAAUAGUUCUGCGGUUUACAAAAGUGCACUAACAGUGGAAUCCUGUCGCGAUGGCCGAAAUCAACACGGAAGAUUUCAUCGAGGAAAUUCGGAAGCGAAGAGCCAUCUGGGACUUAUCGGGAGAGGAGCACCGGGACCGAACUAUGCGGUCUCGCCAAUGGGAGGAAGUGUGCAUUAGCAUGGUUCCAAACUUCAGUCAGCUGUCCAUCAGGCAAAGGAUGGGAAUAGUUAUCGACCUUCAGAAAAAGUGGAAGCACAUACGAGAUGCUCUCAUAAAAUCGCUGCGGUGUCGUCGCAAAAGACUGAAACCCUAUAUUUACGAAAAGAAUCUUGAGUUUCUGAACACGUCGGCCAAGGUUUUCCCCGACAAUUCGUUGAUCGAUUUGCCGAACUAUGAAAUAGUGGAAAGUGUUUCCGAAGAUGGUUCUGAUAAUAACAGUAUUGCCAGUGAUUCUGAGCCAAAUGACACUUCGCACAUUGCUGAUUCGAAAAUUGAAAUGAUUACAGCAAACGGAAACUAUUCGGAUUAUUACAAUGGACUAAAGUAUUCACCAGCAACGCAACCCCAGAAGGAACACAAAACAGAGGACGAAAGUGGAGACAUGCUAUUUUUUCGGUCCUUGCUUCCGCUAGUGGAACCACUUUCGGUGCGUCAGAAAAUCAAAUUUCGAAUGGAAGUAAUGAAAAAGGCGUUGGAAAUUUCCGAAGAGAAUGCGGCCCAAGCGGAACCUUACGAAACGUUUGUGGUGACUCAUGAUCCCUCCACAUCCGGUGCCACCGAGGUAGUCACCCAGUGUCCGGUUCCGGUUAGCACAAACGGCGGUAGCAGUCCACCUCGGAAACAUCUCAAGAGAGAAGCAUGUGAUAUCAGUGAUGAUUUUAAUGGUGGUGUAGCUUAAAUGUCAUCAUUCUAUUUAUUUGAUUCCAUUAAAUAAAUUAUUGUAACACAAUCGCAAUAUAUUAUUAAAAAUUA